This is a messenger RNA of Erpetoichthys calabaricus (reedfish), 3623 nucleotides long. RefSeq names its product toll-like receptor 9. Gene Ontology annotation, biological process: canonical NF-kappaB signal transduction; toll-like receptor signaling pathway; positive regulation of interleukin-6 production. The transcript has 2 exons. Gene Ontology annotation, molecular function: pattern recognition receptor activity; protein binding. Gene Ontology annotation, cellular component: plasma membrane. The coding region runs from base 21 to 3125 and encodes 1034 amino acids. The record is from RefSeq and is a predicted model, not a curated record. Lineage: Eukaryota; Metazoa; Chordata; Cladistia; Polypteriformes; Polypteridae.
CGCGAGAUACCUUUGGCAGCAUGGCUCCUCUAAAGGAUUUGCUUGUACUCCUGGUCUUUUUCCUCUCAAAAUCCAGUCUGGUCAUUUGCAGCUUCCCUGCUUUUUUACCCUGUGGUAACUUAAGCCGAGAGACGAUUGACUGCUGUGAUCAUGGCCUUAGUGAAAUCCCUAACUUCCAGAUAUCUACUUGGGAAGUGAGUACCCUCUUGCUGAACUUGAAUUACAUCAGCCAUAUUUCCAACAGCUCGUUCUCGAUGUUUCCACACCUUAGAUAUUUGAAUCUUGACUACAAUUGCCCUUAUAUGAAGAAUGCCAAAGGUAUGGACUGCCACAUCUUGCUUGAAACUGGGGCGUUUCUUGGACUGAUUUAUUUACAAGCACUCAGCCUACGUGGAAAUGGCUUGACAAGCAUUCCUCCUUUGCCGCCAUCUCUAAAAAAUUUGACUAUUGAUUAUAAUCAUCUCCUUUUUCUGAAGCCCCCAAGUAUCUCUGGUCUUCACGUUCUGUAUGCAGAUGGAAAUUGUUACUACAGAAAUCCGUGCAACUCAGGCAUCACCAUCUCAGAGAACUUUUUCCAAAGCAUGACAGAAAUAAGGAUCCUCUCUCUGAAAUAUAACAACCUGACCGCUGUUCCCAAGAAUCUUCCUUCCAGCCUGCAGAUCCUUUACCUGCAGGCCAACCAAAUUCACACAAUUGGACCAGGGGACUUCAGCGCACUCAUUCAACUUUCAACUCUGGACAUGCGGGAGAACUGCAGGAGAUGUGACCAUGCCUCCAACCCGUGCUUGCCCUGCCAAAAGGGCUCUAUGCACCUGCAUAGGAAGUCCUUCUCAGAUCUUCAUGCUCUUACCUGGCUCCAUCUCUCUGACAACUCUCUCACAUCUCUUGACGAACAGCUCAUAUUCCCUUUGAAGAAUCUGGAGUUCUUGGACCUCUCAGUAAAUUUUCUCUCUAAAGAGAAAAACUCUGCUCUUGUGUUAGGAGAGAAGGCCUUCAAACACUUGGUUAGACUGAAAACUCUCUCAAUGUCCUUUAACUACAAGCAGAAAACUUCCUUCAAGAAACUAAUUCUUUCUCAGGAUUUCAGCUUCUUGGAGGCCUUGGAAGAACUGCACAUUGCAGGUUGUUUCUUUCACAGCGUGGAGCCAGAAUCCAUAAAACCUCUGGCAGCCCUGAGUAAACUUGUCAGAAUUGAUCUCAGGCUUAAUCUUAUCCGUAAUCUUAAACUGCAGAUUUUUGCUAACAAAACUUCACUCACUUACAUCGGCCUUUCUGAGAAUGAAAUCACAUGCUCCUCUUGCCAGCAUGAUGAUGAUGAGGAGUCUCAAGAGACAUCACCAAGUCAAAACCUCCCAUCCCAUGCUUCUGGCCAUAUCAAAAGUUCAAAUCUUCAACCAGAAACAAAGCCAAAUCCAGAUCCAGAUCCAUUUUUGCUGCCUUCACAACAAUGUAAACACUACUCAACCCUGAAUCUGAGGAAGAACAAUCUCAUCUUCAUUAGGCCUCAUCUUUUCCAGGGUUUUGAGCAUAUCGAAUGCCUUUUGUUGUCUCACAACAGCAUCAGCCAGGCGUUCAAUGGGACACAGUUUGUCAACCUCAGAAACCUCAAAAUUUUGGACGUCUCCUACAAUAGGAUCAACCUCUAUGCAGAUCAGGCUUUUAGGGAGCUUGAGCACCUGGAGGUCCUGGACCUGAGCUAUAACAGUUAUCACUUCAUGAUGAGUGGAAUGGGACAUCGGUUAAACUUUAUUGAGAAGCUGCCUCAUCUCAGGAGGCUCAAUCUUGGGAACAAUGGUAUAUCGUCACGAAUCACCAAGGAGAUAAGAAGCACAUCUCUGCAGGAGUUUAUAUUUCAAGGCAACCACUUGGACAUUAUGUGGGCCAGAAAACUAUAUUCCCGUUUUUUCAAGAACCUUUCCAAUUUAACUAUGUUAGAUCUGUCCCAGAACUAUCUCACUGAAAUUCCUCAAGAGGUCAUGAAGAAUCUCCCUUCAUCUUUAAGGAAACUCUACCUCCAUAGUAACAGGCUUGCAUAUUUUCCGUGGAAAAUGUUGAGCUUCCUUCCCAAUCUCGAACUUUUAGAUCUCAGCAGAAACCGAUUUGUCUCAUUGUCCCCUAAAGCUGUAAUCAAUAGCUAUCUGCCCUGUCACAGUCAUCUUGACACUGUUGUCCUUAGCAUGAACCGACUUGAUGAAAUUGAAAGCAACUUCUUCAACAAUGCGACAGUGCUUUCUCACCUCAACUUGAGCUUUAACUUGCUGCAGAAGAUUGACUUCACCAAUGACCUCCUUCAAAGGCUGCAAGUGAUAGACAUUCAAGGAAACCCCUUAAUAUGUUCCUGUGACUCAACAAUUUUUCAAGUUUUUGCCAACUUUAAUAUUUCCAUUCCUGAUCUUACUAACCGGGUGAAGUGUGGCUCUCCGGUGCAACUGAAAGGUCAAAGUAUUUUCGUGAGAGAUGCCCUGCUGUGUACCAACAACUUGAACAUGUUCUUGUUUGUGUCAACGUUCCUUAUUAACUUCUUGCUCACAGCUAUCAUAGUGCUCAAACAACUCCUAAGCUGGGAUGUCUGGUACAUCUUCCACAUGUGGUCCGCUAAAUGCUACGGGUUGCUUUUCACAACCCCACAGAAGAAGGCGUAUGAUGCUUUUGUUGCAUUUGACAAGCAGCAGGAGUUUGUGUCGGACUGGGUGUACAACGAGCUUCGUGUUCAGCUGGAGGAAAAUGGAAUUCACAGAUUCAGGCUUUGCCUGGAAGAGCGAGACUGGCUUCCUGGCAUGUCAUCCAUUGAAAACUUAUACAACUCGGUGGUGAACAGUAAGGUGACUCUUUUUGUGCUCACCAAGGAGAAUUGCAUGAGUGGCAUACUUAGAGAGGCUUUCUUCAUUGCCCAGCAACGGUUGCUCGAUGAAAAAAAGGAUGUAAUGAUCUUCAUCCUCCUGGAGAAGGCCUGGAGGACUUCACGCUACUUGCAGCUUCGCCGGCAUCUCUGCAGCGAGACAAUACUCCUUUGGCCAGCCAGUCUGUAUAAGCAGCAUUACUUCUGGUACAGGUUGAGGUGCAUUAUGGGGAAGGACCUCCAAAGCUAUUAUGACCGCAAGUUCAGCUUCAGCUUUGAAAACUGACUAGGGACAGAAACUGAUGUGUUCAACUGUAACCCUACCAAACACGUUAAGACUUUGUGCUGAUAUGAAGACUGCACCUUCUCUGUGCGUUUGCAUCGGUUGUUCCCAUACAUUCCAACACCAAGCAUGAAUGGAUGAUUGCAUACUGACCACGUGUGUCCUGGCAACCCAUCCUCAGUUGCUUUAUGUACUGCACCUACAUCCUGAAUCAGAUCAAAUGUCUUUCGGUAUGUUUUGUUAAUUGAACUCUAGAUGUUCAAAUGCGUUACUUCACUAAAAAAAAAAGAUCUAGUGUUGAAAUUAUAUUUUGGGACACAUAAUAAAGUCAUUUGAAUGUUUAAAAUAAUAGCCAUCUGUUAUCAUCUGUACCCGGUUUGCCCAAUUUAGGGUAACAUGGGCUUAUACCUACGCUAGCAUAAUUUGUUGCAAGGCAGGAAUCGGCCCUGGAAUGAACGUCACACAAAAUAACAUUUUCAAACCCAUUUAAUCCAAUUCAGG